Emericellopsis cladophorae is the source of this 810-nucleotide messenger RNA. RefSeq lists its product as uncharacterized. NCBI's taxonomy places the organism in Eukaryota, Fungi, Ascomycota, Sordariomycetes, Hypocreales, Bionectriaceae. Gene Ontology annotation, molecular function: transcription coactivator activity; chromatin DNA binding. Gene Ontology annotation, cellular component: nucleus. The coding region runs from base 1 to 810 and encodes 269 amino acids. The record is from RefSeq and is a predicted model, not a curated record. Gene Ontology annotation, biological process: positive regulation of DNA-templated transcription. The transcript has 2 exons.
AUGAACAAUCCCCAUGAUUAUCUCAUCACCAGUCCCACCCCGUCUAGGCCGCGGCACGUGGAUCCUGACAAUGCCGAUAGCUGGGUGAUGCUCAACCAGAGCGGGUUCGUCAAGCUCGGAAACGAACGCGUCCUGCUCAAGCUUGACUCCCGCAUAUCAUGCGAGCUCUCCGUCCCUUCCAGCCUAAAGGCGCGGUGCGAAGCCUUCCACAGGAAAAGCGAUCGGGGGACCCUGUUCCUUACAAAUAAAAGAAUUGUGUACCUACCCGCCAAAGUGACCGGCGAGCCCAAGUUUGAGUCGUUCAGCGCGCCCAUACUCAAGUUUCAGGAUGCUACAACGUCCUCAUCCAUGUGGUGGGGGUGGAUGUGGAAGUCAGACUGCGUGCCCGUCACGGGGGGAGGGAUCCCGUCCGCCAUUCCUCGGAUCGAGGUCAAGUUCACAUUUUCAGAUGGCGGGAUGAACGACUUCAAUCUCGCGUACGAGCGCCUACGCGAACGAAUCUACCAGUAUCAGGAGAUGCGCAGAGAGAUGGGCCCAGACGCAGACAUCCCCGACGAGCCUCUUCCCGCCUAUGAAGCUCCCGGAUCAGCGCCGCCCGAGCCAGCUCGGCAGUCAGCGCAGUCGAGGCCAGCUCCUGCGCCCGACGCCAAUCUCGCUGCGCCGGCAGCUCGUGAGCAGCGGUCUGAUAGCUCGGCCAGCCUCAGGCCGGACGGGCCUCCCCCGGAUUAUGAGGAGGCACAGGCGCAGCAGCUGAGCAACCGACUGGAGGACCACAUCCGAGACGAAGUGAACCGGGGCGAUGGGAGUUGA